AUGUUUGAUUACGUAAAAAACGAAAUUGGAAAUGUGGAUAUUCUGGUCAACAAUGCUGGAAUCGUCACUGGUAAGAACUUACUGGACUGCACAGAUCAGGAUAUUAUCAAAACGAUGCAAGUGAAUGUAUUAGCACAUUUUUGGACCAUCAAAGCCUUUCUUCCCAAGAUGAUUGAACGGAACUCUGGUCAUAUAGUCACAAUUUCAUCGACAGCUGGUGUAAUAGGUGUGAACAAACUAACAGGAUACUGUGCCAGUAAAUUUGCUUGUGUUGGGCUCGAUGAAGCCUUGAGGUCAGAACUCAGCUCUCUGAAAAAAGAUGGAGUUCAUAUGACAUUGGCUUGUCCUUACUACACGAAUACUGGCAUGUUCCUUGGUGCAAAGACGAGGUAA
This is a messenger RNA of Octopus bimaculoides (California two-spot octopus), 393 nucleotides long. RefSeq names its product epidermal retinol dehydrogenase 2-like. Gene Ontology annotation, cellular component: lipid droplet. The record is from RefSeq and is a predicted model, not a curated record. Gene Ontology annotation, molecular function: oxidoreductase activity, acting on the CH-OH group of donors, NAD or NADP as acceptor. NCBI's taxonomy places the organism in Eukaryota, Metazoa, Mollusca, Cephalopoda, Octopoda, Octopodidae.